AUGGACACAUUCGAGGACGAGAAUCCCUUCGAGACGGAGGAAACGAACACUUCGGAGGCUUCUUCCACGUCCAAAGUUGACCUCUCGGAACCACCGUCGCCUGCGCAUCGGCCUGCUCGACUGGCGUCGCCGCCCACUUCGCCUCAGCUUUCUCGUCCGUUUCCGUCUCCUGGGACCCGUCGACAGCCAGCUACGAACUACAAGACGGACUUCUGCUGUGCUCGCGACAGGUUCUUGCACUCUGGGGAAGAAGUGGAGAUAUUGAUCACGGAUGCACUGAAGACGACCAUUAAUUCAUCUUCCCCGUACAUUGUCUAUGUGAUUCGAACAGGGAAUACAGAAGCGCACCAUCGGUACUCCGAAUUCGAGUCUUUGAGGCUGAAUCUAUCCAAGCUGUACCCUACUUUGAUAAUUCCACCGAUUCCGUCGAAGCAAACCAUUGGCGACUAUGCGAUAAAGCAAGGUAAGGCUAAAGAAGACGCAGCAAUGAUUGCGCGGCGGAAGCGCAUGCUGCAGACGUUCUUGAACAGGAUAGCAAGGCAUCCUAUCGUCUCAAAUGAGCACGUAUUCCACCGUUUUCUGGAUGGCGAGGUAUCAUGGACCGAAGUCCUGAAUUCUCCCCCACUCUCCCUUCUGCCUAAGAACAUCCUGCGCGCUCCUUCUCACAACCCCACCGAUCAGAAUGCGUCUCCGGCUUAUGCUGCGCUACCAAAUCCAUCUGCUGCCCAUCCCCUACGGAAGCCUGAUCAACGAUUCUUGGAUUCCGAAGCCUUCACAUCCAAGUUCGCAAAUCACGUAAGUGGUCCCAUGGAAAAGGUUACUCGCCGGACGAUCAAGCGGUGGUCAGAUUAUGCACAAGACCACGCAGAUCUCGGCGCCGCAUUGAACGGAGCUAGUCUGAAUGAAAGCGGCCCUCUUGCUGCUGCUGUUGAGAAGACUGGUCAGGCGGUCGACGCAACCUACAUGUCGACGACGAAAUUGCUACAAGAGUUGGAGAUGAAUUGGGCGGAGCCAAUGCAUGAGUACUCGCAAUUUGCUUCCAUUAUAAAGAAGCUGCUUGCCUAUCGACACCAAAAACACGUUCAAUAUGAAAUGACGCAGGAUGCUCUCGAGGCAAAACGCGAGCAUCUAGAGGAGUUGGACAAAAGUGAAAGAGAAGCCCAGCGCCUUGCGGAAGCCUUGGGUCGAGGCAGAGCCAACGGCUAUGGUUCGCCGACCGUACCCCAUUCUGAGACACAAGCGACAGAGGGUGAAACUAUUCGAGAUGAAGUCGAAGGACCAAACGCCGACGCACAUGACGGAGAAGUUCAUGUCGGGAGUCCCGGCGAAACCACUUCUCCCUCGUCGUCAUAUUUACCACCUCAUCCUGGCCCUAACCCUGCGCGAAGGAAGACACGCGCGCCUGGGAUGGGAUUGCUUAACGCCUUGAACUACACCCUGCACGGUAUGAUGGACGUUGACCCAGAGACCGCCCGAAGAAAUUCAAUAACCAAGACGCGGGAGACGAUAUCGCAACUCGAAGAUGCGUUGCAUCUCUCGGCGCAGGACCUGAAAUACUCAAGCUCCACGAUUCAGGCUGAUCUUGACCGUUUCCAACGCCAGAAAGUCGCAGACUUACGAGAGAUGGCGAUUAGUAUGGCGCGAAGCCAUAGGGAUUGGUGCAGGAAGAACUUGGAAGCUUGGGAAGAGGCAAAGAAAGAAAUUGAAGCUAUCCCUGACCACCCCAACAAGUUGCCGCAGCAAGAACCAGCCCAUGGAGCUCCAACUCUUCCUUCAAACGGGGUUAGGAGAGAUUCCACUGCCACGGUCAACGGCCGAUGA
Messenger RNA from Pleurotus ostreatus (oyster mushroom), 1821 nucleotides. It is a transcript of the gene ATG20, whose product is annotated as Sorting nexin, cytoplasm-to-vacuole targeting pathway/endosomal sorting. The coding region runs from base 1 to 1821 and encodes 606 amino acids. NCBI's taxonomy places the organism in Eukaryota, Fungi, Basidiomycota, Agaricomycetes, Agaricales, Pleurotaceae. The record is from RefSeq and is a predicted model, not a curated record. Gene Ontology annotation, biological process: retrograde transport, endosome to Golgi. The transcript has 8 exons. Gene Ontology annotation, molecular function: phosphatidylinositol binding.